Colossoma macropomum (tambaqui) is the source of this 1542-nucleotide messenger RNA. RefSeq names its product N-terminal asparagine amidase (gene ntan1). Bases 162 to 1085 code for a protein of 307 amino acids. Gene Ontology annotation, molecular function: protein-N-terminal asparagine amidohydrolase activity. Gene Ontology annotation, cellular component: nucleus. Gene Ontology annotation, biological process: ubiquitin-dependent protein catabolic process. The record is from RefSeq and is a predicted model, not a curated record. NCBI's taxonomy places the organism in Eukaryota, Metazoa, Chordata, Actinopteri, Characiformes, Serrasalmidae. The transcript is spliced from 10 exons.
CGUGGCAAACACAGGAAGUGCACCCGUUCACGGGCAGAGCCUGAAUGUGAGGAACCUCAAGAUCAUAAUAAUGAAGAAUAUCUAUUAUUUUUAACGGUGCGCUCAGUUCUGUAAUUCAUGACCUUAAUGACUUCAAUGUUCAGCUUCAGUCGUGAUAAAAAAUGCCCCUCCUGACUCAAAACAAACGAAUCGACCGCCUAACCUCUACGACAGAAUUAUUCUCCAGAUAUCCACAUUUGACGGCAAAUGCCAAAGAGUUUCGCUCUAAACCUCCUGUGACAGUCGACCCAAAGUGCCUCCUUUACGUGCAGCAGAGAGAAUUUGCGGCCACUACACCGGCAGACAAUUCUGUCUCUAUCAUUGGCUCUGCGGAUGCAACUACAUGUCACCUGGUGGUAUUGCGGCAUACAGGCAGUGGAGCGACUUGUCUGGCUCACUGUGAUGGUUCGAGUACUUUGACUGAAGUUCCUCUCCUUGUAAAUGCUGUCACAUCCUUAAGCAACCCUGCAAAAGAUGGCAGGUUAGAGCUUCAUCUUGUUGGGGGGUUUGACGAUGACUCCAGAACGUCCCAUAAACUCAGCCUUAAUGUUUUAGUGGCCUUUCAGAAACAGAAGGAAGAAAUUCACUUAGAAACAUGCUGUAUUACUGAUAUGAAUGAUGUUGUCAUUGAUGGAAUUCACAGACCGAUUGUUUAUGGAAUAGGUGUGAAUGUAAAAACAGGUGAGCUAUUCCCCGCCUCAUUUCCACAGAGAGGGCCUGCAGAGGACUUGCGGUCUGCACGCACCUUCACAGGUGGACAGAUGGCUGGGGUAUAUGACUCCACUAAAGAACAGGUAACGAUUGGACCAUGCAGGUGGGCACCUAACAGGGACAUUGCCUUCUGGCUGGCUCAAAAUGAUGAUACUAUCUUGCAGUACCUUUCUACAUCUCCUUAUGCUGAGCCACCUCACUUUGUCCAACACAUCAAGUCCACCAUCCAGUUCCUGCUGGACCACCCCAGCGCAGACAACCUGUUCCCUGGAGGCCAGCCCCAGCGUUUCCAGCGGACGGAGCAGGGAGAGUGGGAGAGAGUGUCCCAACAAUAGUCCAACUGCAACCUGAACACUGCCCUUAACUCUGAACAACACUGUGACCCAACCAGACGCCUUUGGAAGAAACUUCCGCUGGCAGUAGAAGUUGCUCUUUUAUGCUAAUCUAAGACCUUUUUGCAGUUUGUUUUAGGAUGUUCAAGUCAAUGUGAGGGGUUUAGUACAGUAAGCUGAGCCUGGAUAAGCAUAAAAGAGAAACUUCUACUUGAAGUGAAAAGUGUGGCAUAGUUUUUAACUUAUGCACUUACAUUGUGAGUGUUGACACUCUAAAGACUGUACAAACCAGUACAGAAAUAACAAGAUGCUCCUUUGUGGACUGUCGAAACUCUUGAAGCUGGACUUGUUGCCUGACAGUUGUACGGUUAUGUAACGAUGUAUUAUUCAACACCAUUAUUUCAUCAUUUCUCUUCAGCCCCUUGCAAUGAAUCAUAAACAUGGCAUGAUUGGAGUCUGA